UCUCAAUUCUACUUACUAGUUGUCUCCAGUCUGUCUCUACCUUCAAGAGGCACAACCAAUCUCUGCCAAUUUCAUCCUCAAAAACCGCAAAAUCGCCCCUCGCUUGGCCUUCCAAUUUCGUCUCUCAGCCACUCAAGCACUCAAACGAAGCGCUCAAGGUAUCACGCCCUAGGACAGCCAACAAAACAAGCAUCUUCAUCAUACCCGAAGCCCCUUUCCAUAAGAAGAUGUCCUUCUUCAAGACCCACUUUGGUCCUUCCCGCUACGUUUGGGGGCUGCACGCAACCAAUCACGCCGUCUUCACAUCCAGCACGUACCUGCCACAGUGGGCGUUUGUGCUGUACCGCUUUCUUCAGGCAGGAUACUCGUUCGGCUGGCUUGUGUCCCUCAUCGUCCAUUCCGACGACAAUCGAUGGCUCAUCUAUCUGACAAACUGGUCGUACCUGCUCCUCGCGACCUACUUUGCCCUGGCGUUCAUCGGCGCCGCCUUGCACUGGUUUCACGGUUGGCCCACUGCAACGGACCAGUUGCACACAUCGACCUCUCAGCUCUCCCCGGACAGCGAAAAGAGCAACCAAAUGCGCAUGUCCGAGCCAAACUUGGCCGCGCCCACCGGCACACGCCCGACCGUCGCUCAACGGCUGCUGUGGGUGCUCUACUUGCUCGCCACAGACGCGGCUGUCACCGUCGUCAUCCUGUACUGGGGUCUGGUGUUUGACAGCGCCACGACGGAUGUUUCCGAGUACAACAUCAGCGAGCAUGCCAUCAACGGAGUCCAAGCCGUCGUUGAGAUGCUGGUUGCUGACAUGCCGCACCGAUUGGCGCACCUUUACUUUCUGUUCACCUACGGCAUUGCGUACAUGAUUCUCACCCUCAUUUGGUGGGGUGCCGACGGUGUGACCGAUAAUGGCACCACAUACAUUUACAAGGUUUUAGAUUACGAUGCCACCCCAGGCAAGGCUGCCAUGUACCUGUGCCUGGUCUUGUUGAUCGGCCUGCCCGUGAUACAUUUCGUCUUGUCAGGCCUGGUAGCAACUGUGCGCGAGCGCUUCCUUCGUCGUCAAGUGCCGAGCGUUCCAGGAGGCGCAUUCACCCCGCCGCAACACGGCCAGUGAUGCUUGGGUCGACAAGAUGUGAAAACAUGUCCGAACAUGUCCGGGAGAGGGGUCGAGCUACGCUUUUCUGUGUGCGUCAGGUGGUAAAUUCUAUGGCCACCAAUGUAAGCUAUUAGUGGCAUCCAUAAAACAGCUACAUUAAAAGUCAGUUGCAAGUGGUGAGCCGAAGGGCGACCACUGUGAUUCGUCGUGGAGUCACAUACAGUUUAGCACACUCCAACAAAUAUAAUGCGGCGUCCCGACCCCCUGCUUACGCC
Capsaspora owczarzaki ATCC 30864 is the source of this 1372-nucleotide messenger RNA. RefSeq lists its product as hypothetical. Gene Ontology annotation, cellular component: membrane. NCBI's taxonomy places the organism in Eukaryota, Filasterea, Ministeriida, Capsasporidae. The transcript is spliced from 3 exons. The record is from RefSeq and is a predicted model, not a curated record. The coding region runs from base 228 to 1115 and encodes 295 amino acids.